Messenger RNA from Coffea eugenioides, 1364 nucleotides. Its product is annotated as U3 small nucleolar ribonucleoprotein protein IMP4. The record is from RefSeq and is a predicted model, not a curated record. Gene Ontology annotation, cellular component: Mpp10 complex; nucleolus; small-subunit processome. Gene Ontology annotation, biological process: rRNA processing. Lineage: Eukaryota; Viridiplantae; Streptophyta; Magnoliopsida; Gentianales; Rubiaceae. The transcript is spliced from 9 exons. Gene Ontology annotation, molecular function: rRNA primary transcript binding; snoRNA binding. Bases 57 to 938 code for a protein of 293 amino acids.
CACAACCUGUGCAUUGUUAGGGUUUUGAUUCGGGAGAAUUUUGUCAGAAAUUGAAAAUGUUGAGAAGAAACGUGAGAUUGAGGAGAGAGUAUCUGUACAGGAAGAAUUUGGAGGGUAAAGAGCGUUUGCUUUACGAGAAGAAGCGUAAAAUUAAACAAGCUCUAGAAGAGGGAAAACCAAUUCCUACCGAGCUCAGAAACGAAGAGGCAGCUCUUCGCCAAGAAAUCGACCUCGAAGAUGAAUACACGGCUGUACCCCGAUCAACUAUUGAUGACGAAUAUGCUAAUGCCACGGAACGAGAUCCAAAGAUUUUACUAACAACAUCACGUGAUCCAAGUGCUCCUCUUACACAAUUUGUAAAGGAACUAAAAUUUGUCUUUCCUAAUACACAAAGAAUGAAUCGCGGUGGCCAGGUGAUAUCUGAAAUAAUUGAAACCUGCCGAGCUCAUGAUUUCACAGAUGUCAUAUUGGUUCAUGAGCAUCGUGGCGUUCCUGAUGGUCUUGUUAUAAGCCAUCUACCUUUUGGUCCAACUGCUUACUUUGGGUUGCUCAAUGUGGUCACAAGACAUGAUAUCAAGGACAAAAAAGCUAUUGGAACCAUGCCUGAGGCCUAUCCACAUUUGAUUCUCGACAACUUCUCAACUAAGCUCGGUGAAAGAACAGCAAAUAUUUUAAAGCAUCUACUUCCAGUACCCAAGCCUGAUACGAAACGAAUUAUCACUUUUGCUAAUCAAUCAGACUACAUCUCAUUCAGGCAUCAUUUAUAUGAGAAACGUGGAGGUCCCAAGUCCAUUGAACUGAAAGAGAUUGGCCCCCGCUUUGAAUUGAGACUUUACCAGAUCAAGUUAGGAACAAUGGAUCAAGAUGAAGCUCAAACUGAAUGGGUUUUGAGACCUUAUAUGAACACGUCCAAGAAGAGGAAGAUGAUCGGAGACUGACAGUAGUAUUUAGAAAGAUAUUCUUGCAAUGACUGUUUUCUGCAACAGUAGCAUCGCUUUGGUUCCAUACUUUUCCUGGUUGACCGUAACAGAAGCUGUAUUUUGCUGUGGAGCAUCAGUUUGGCUGGUUAGUAGGAUGAUUAUAAAAGGUAUAUUUUGUCAUUAAUUGUUGGUUUUCCGACGCUUAGACCCAGUCACAGCACGGAUUCUGUACCAAUCUGACUGGAACAAGACCGAGGAGCUGUUAUACCUACAUUUUGGUAGUAUUUGAUCAAUACUACAACCUGCAAAACAGUUGAGAUGAAGAGUAGUAGGUGAUCUGUAUGCCUUUUUCUGCUUCUGUUUUUAAAAUUACGAGUGAUAGAACAUGAAUUUAUUUAUGAAACGGGAGGCUUGUCCCAAAGCAACAACUAAUUGCGUUUUGUC